This is a messenger RNA of Suncus etruscus (white-toothed pygmy shrew), 1741 nucleotides long. It is a transcript of the gene EDAR, whose product is annotated as ectodysplasin A receptor. The record is from RefSeq and is a predicted model, not a curated record. The transcript is spliced from 12 exons. Bases 301 to 1683 code for a protein of 460 amino acids. Lineage: Eukaryota; Metazoa; Chordata; Mammalia; Eulipotyphla; Soricidae. Gene Ontology annotation, molecular function: signaling receptor activity. Gene Ontology annotation, biological process: positive regulation of JNK cascade; positive regulation of canonical NF-kappaB signal transduction. Gene Ontology annotation, cellular component: plasma membrane.
CAGCAGCUCUGUGUCCUCUGCCGACGUUAAGCAUCUGCCCCUGGAACAUUGAGGGAUGACCACCUGUGCAACCUGGUGACCCGAAAGGAAACUGGACCCAGCUUUCUUCACAGACUAGCUUCUGCUUACACUGAACAACUCUGGAAAGGCAUCCAGUAUUUCUCUAACUUGGAGAGGUGCCUCACACUCAGCAAGACACGGACUGCUGGACCCAAGGGUCUGGUUGGGAGCUGUGGGCUUUGGAGUGACCUUGACUGUGCAGACACCAUUGGUGCGGAUGAAGUCUGGCCGCUUGAGAGGAUGGCCCACCCAGGGGACUACAAGCAGAUACCCUGGCUCCCUGUGCUGGUGGUGUCUCUGAUGUGCUCAAUCAGGGCAGAAUACUCCAGCUGUGGUGAGAAUGAGUAUUACAACAAAACCACUGGGCUGUGCCAUGUGUGUCCUCGGUGUAGACCAGGGGAAGAACCCUACCUGAACUGUGGAUAUGGCACCAAAGAUGAAGGUUAUGGCUGUGUGCCCUGCCCAGCAGAGAAGUUUUCUAAGGGAGGCUACCAGAUUUGCAGACGCCAUAAAGACUGCGAAGGCUUCUUCCGGGCCACUGUGCUUACACCGGGGGACAUGCAGAAUGACGCUGAGUGUGGACCUUGUCUCCCUGGCUACUAUAUGUUGGAAAACAGACCCAGGAACAUCUACGGCAUGGUCUGCUACUCCUGCCUCCUGGCACCCCCCAACACCAAGAAAUGUUUGGGAGCCACCUCUGGAGACUCUGCCAACCUCCCUGUCACAUAUGGAAGCAGCACUAUUGCUCCCUCCCAGCAUACCCACAAAGGGCCCUCUUCCAGGUCACUGUCGUCUCGUCCAACUCCAGCAGAGAUCUCAGGUCAAGGACACCUGGCCACAGCUCUGAUCAUUGCCAUGUCCACCAUCUUUAUCAUGGCUAUAGCCAUUGUCCUUGUCAUCAUGUUCUACAUCAUGAAGACAAAGCCUUCAGCUCCAGCCUGCUGUAGCAGCCACCCAGUGAAGAGUGUGGAAGUUCAAGUAAGCAAAGAGGAGAAGAAAGAGAGCCAAGACAGUGUCAUACUUUUCUCUGAAAAGGAAGAAUCUGAGAAGCUGACAGAAACUUCAGCAAAGACUGCUAAAAGUGAGAGUGAUGCUUCUUCUGAGAAUGAAAAACUGCUGAGUCGGAGCAUGGACAGUGAUGAGGAGCACUCGACAGACAAGCAAGGAUCCCCAGAGCAGAGUCUGCUGUCUCUGGUUCAGCUCACUCGAGAGAAGUCAGUCACCACCAAGUCAGCAGGGAUUCAUAGUCGAAGGAAAAAGAUAUUGGAUAUGUAUUCCAGUGUGAGUGGCAUGGUUGAAGGCUUAAGCCCCACAGAGCUGCCAUUUGACUGCCUGGAGAAGACAAGCAGAAUGCUCAGUUCCACAUACAACUCUGAAAAAGCCAUUGUGAAAACGUGGCGCCACCUUGCUGAGAGCUUUGGACUUAAAAGGGAUGAGAUUGGGGUCAUGACAGAUGGCAUGCAGCUUUUUGAUCGCAUUAGCACAGCUGGCUACAGCAUCCCGGAACUGCUUACAAAUCUGGUGCAAAUUGAGAGGUUGGAUGCUGUGGAGUCCUUGUGUGUAGAUAUACUGGAGUGGGCAGGGGUUGUGCCACCUGCAUCUCUACCACCCUCCACUUCCUGAAGUGCAUGUCUAUAAACUGGUCUCCAUAAUGCACAGAGAAGUUAACAAGAAAGGCUUG